GCACGAAGCAAGCCUUGGCGCUGCUGCUAUGUGCCGGUUAUCGUUCCGGGUGUACCGGGUCGGAAGUCAAGGGCCACGAGCUCAAGUCAGCACCUGCCCCCGCACGUAACCCGCGGGGAGUACUCUCGAGUGACCUAGCCCCCAGAGGGUAGAGCUAACUCUACUAAGCGUGCGUCGACGGUCGAUCGUAAAAGCGUGCGUCGACGUCGGUGUGAGCGGGCCGUUGGUGAGUCUCGAAUUGCCGCCGACGAGGUGGAGGCCGUCGAUCUGUGUCGUGAUUCCUGCAUUGGUCGCAGCAAAUGAAGUGCGUCGGGCCAGAUAGCGAGCAGGCAGGCAAAGCGAAAUCGUGUGUUGGUUGCUUAAAUCAGUCAGCCUGUGCGAACAAUGCAAGGAACAGCGGCGAUCUGACAGCCGAGCUUGUCCAUGAACGACUCUCUGGUGUGAAACAUGUAAUCAUGGUACUAUCGGGCAAGGGUGGGGUGGGUAAAUCUACUGUUUUUGGUAUUCCUCGUCAAUUACGCAUUAUUCGUAUCAUGACUAUAGCCGACCACAGGUUUCAUGCCAACUAGCAGCAGCUUUAGCAAAUGAAGGCAGGGAUGUGGGCCUCUUAGACAUAGAUAUUUGCGGUCCUUCCGUACCACAGAUGCUCGGACUAAAGGGACGAGGAAUUCAUCAGUCAUCUACGGGAUGGACGCCAGUUUUCGUUGAUGUCGGAGCAGGCACAGGCGAGCUUGGUGUUAUGUCAGUAGGAUUUAUGCUCCCUGAUGAUGACAAUGCAGUUAUUUGGCGUGGUCCACGAAAAAGUGGCCUUAUUAGACAAUUCCUCAUCGAGGUGGACUGGGGUAAGUAAACGGGGUGGUCUGCCACUGAUGUCUAACCUCCUACUUUCUGGAUAUUUCGCUUUGUAGGCGAGCUAGAUUACCUCAUAAUCGAUACGCCACCCGGCACAUCAGAUGAGCACAUCUCUGUUGCUCAGUACCUAAAGAUGGUAGAUAUAGGCGCAAUUGUUGUGCGGGACCAGAGUCAAUCUAGAAUCGAGCUGGACGCAUAUGCGCUUUAGGUGACAACACCCCAAGAGGUGUCUAUGCAGGAUGUUCGCAAAGAGCUUAACUUCUGCGCCAAAACCAAGAUCAGGGUUAUUGGUGUGUUGGAAAAUAUGAAUCAACUACUCAUUCCUCUUUCCCAUCUCAACUUUGUCGAGAGGAAGACCGGAAGAGAUCAAACGGAAUAUGUCCGCGGGGUCCUUCAGCAGUGUGAUCUCCAGCAGUGCGAUGCUUCUAUUACAAUAUUUCAGUGUGCCCUGGACAAUUCGCCCCAGUCCAUGGCAGCCCGCUUCAAUGUACCAUACCUUGGCGCUUUGCCGCUUGACCCUUCCUUGCAGCGGGCCUGUGAAUCAGGCACAUGCCUUGUCUGCCAAUGUCAGCAGCAUAGCCCAGCGUUUACUCCAUUUGUCAGACUUGUAGACACAAUGCUCUCUAUUAUCACUGCCAACAAAGCCAAAAUACCCAGCCAGGCAUAGACCAAUCAAGCAUCAUCUUUCGCCUAUUUGCUGCUGGUCUCAGCUGGUCUUCACCUCCUGCAGAGUAGCUGCAUGCAGUGACUUCGGAGUUCGUCUGGGGGGCGCGGUGAUUCUGGUAGAAACUUGAAAUUUACCUGACAGCGCGUCGCGAACUGUUUUCGGCGAACUUGGAAGGCGAACUGCUUGUGGCACCUUCGAGAGCGCACGGAUACGCCCUGUGCGCCGUCGAGGCCGUGGCGCGCGUCAGGCGUUGCGGCGCGUCGCACGCCCUUCCUUCAUAGACAGGCAAAAUGCAGCAAGAGUUAGAGUCUCGUAAACAACGCAAAAUUCCCGCGGGUGAGAUUAGCGAAAGACCCUGCCUCUAAGGCGGAUGAGGACGCAGCAGGUCGAGCCUGGAAUACGUGCAGGAACGCCAAGGCAAGUACCAAGGCAUGACGCCGCGGACGGCCCGGCACAGCCCAGACCCGCCCGGGUAAUAGUCGAUCAUCGGAUGCCCCCCCCCUGCAAAUCACCCUCCUAUUUAUCCGCCAUUCACCCGUGUGGUCACCUCCGGGGCGUGCUAGCUAGCCUAGCGUGCGAAGGGCGGCCGAUCGUAUCUCUUAGAUAGAUUCUCUAUAACUAGGCGUCUUGGCUGCGGGCGAAUUGAGCCAAAGGGGCGAGCGAAACGAUUUGGCCUGGCAAUUUUAGUGGCCUGCGAACGUCGCGCCAGUGCCAGUGGAAGUGCCAGUGGCGUUUCGUGCCGCGUCAGGCGACCUAUCUGCAGCCCAGCGGGCACCCGGCCGCGCCUACGCAUCCUCCCUACACCACAGGUACCCGAGGGCCCCUGGGGGACCAAAUUACCAGCAGAAUGGACUUCGCGGCGGAAAGUGACCCCUCUCCCCCCAGCCCGGUCGCGGGGCGUACAAAGGGCUCUUUGGGACCCCGCAGCAAAAUCGCCGCCGGCCAAGUGGCUGGUCCGACUCGAAUCUCGAAUAUAAUUCCGCAACAACAUCUUGUCGUUGGGCCCUCGGGAUUUCCUCGUUCGCCGCGUAUACGACGGCCUG
This is a messenger RNA of Pelagomonas calceolata, 2562 nucleotides long. The record is from the annotation of a GenBank genome assembly. NCBI's taxonomy places the organism in Eukaryota, Pelagophyceae, Pelagomonadales, Pelagomonadaceae.